Messenger RNA from Sus scrofa (pig), 1714 nucleotides. The record is from RefSeq and is a predicted model, not a curated record. Lineage: Eukaryota; Metazoa; Chordata; Mammalia; Artiodactyla; Suidae.
UCUAGGUUUUCUAUUUAGUUUUUCUCUUAAUACCCAGUUCUCUUUCAAAAAUGGGUUCUAGUUUGCCUGGCUAAAUCAUCUUGAAUUUGAUUUUUUCAAUGGAGUUUAGUAUUCCUAAGUCAUGUAUUUGAAACAUAAAAAAAGAAACGUCACUACUGAUAUCCUGAUGAGUUAAAGGAUGUUUGUGUCCUUUUGUCUUUAUAGUACUCCCCCACUAGGCAGUGCUCACUAGCAAACGUGUUGUCAAUAAAUAAGGCAACUGAAUGGACGUGCUGUUUAUUUGAACACCUAUGUGUUUGCCCCUCUAAAGAAAAAAUCAAAGAAGGAACCAGCUCACUGAUCCAGGACAGGCCACCACCCCCAAAAGGCUGAAAGUCAUCUUCCUGCUGUUGAAGCCGCUAAGAGGAAGAAGCCUGCAGAUCUAGAAGGGUUCUUUCUCAGCUGAGCGACUACAACAGAAAGACCCACAUUCUUGCUCGUUGCCACCCAAUAACUGCAGGUGUCCGCAAUAAUCCUAAUAUCUCACAGGGCACCUGGCAGAGGAGUUGGGGAAAGGGAUGCUGUUGCUCCGAGAAAGUCUAUAAGGAGGAUGUGAUUGGUGUUGAUUGACAAUGCCGCUCAGCUGCAUAAACCCGGCCCCUACAUACACCAGGGCGUGAAAGAGGCCUGUUCUCGCGCCUUGAGCGUGUCUUGGGUGCAGCGGGUGGACGGGCCUCUGCUCCUCUCUUCCAGAUGGCUGGGAGCACUGUCACCCCGACCCAAAGCGACAGUCGUGUGCUACGAAGUCCCUUGUUUCGUGUGCGCUCACGCUGGGCUGGAGGCAGUGGCGAGGUCGUCUUUGUGAGGGAGACAAGGACCCACGUGGGACAUGUCCCUGGAAGGGAUUACAGCAUCUGCAGUCUGGCAUUUACCGCGGAGGGUGUACGAAGCAUUAAACUGGGCCUAACAAGGCACAGCGCCCACCUCUUCCUUUGGGACUGGAAAACAAUAGUUCAUUCUUCAACUGCCGUGAACAAGAUCCCAGAUUCCCGUAUCAUCUUUCUGGUAUCAUCUUUUGGGGGCUCUCCCAGGAUCCGAUCCAAUACCUCUGUGCUCACAAGAGUUCAUUCGUCGACUGCCGUGAACAAGAACCCAGAUUCUGGUAUGACUAGGACAUUACCAAGAGUAAAAAACAGCUCGACAGAGGAACACACUGGUUGCAGCAAGGUACGCUGGACUUCUCCCAGGCACACUCAGGUAGAGGUAAUUCUAGCUUUUCCUAAAAUACACUUUGUUCUUGCAUUUUGCCUCGAUCUGUUAAAUGGGGCCCAAUCUACCCUGGAACAACUACAUGAGAUUAAAGCCAAAUAUUUCAGAAGUCAAGGGGAAAAAAAAAUCCAACCUCUUGGGGAGGUUUUUAGUAACUUAUUCUGACAUUCCAAAUUUCUCACAAAUUUUAAGGAAUACAUCAUCUUUUUAUUCUGGAGGACCUCAGCUAACAUUUAUAGAGCAUGAUAGGCCCAAACUAGGGACUCCAGAUACACAGAUAAGACACAGUUCUUACUCUCACAGUUGGCUAUCUACAAAAAUUCCUACGCAAAUUGUAAUAUUCUUCCACACUGGAUUUAGUAAAGUGUCAUCUCGUUAAAAAUAACCACAUAUGAGCCUUUGCUUUUGCAAAUGAUGUCACAGAAAGGAUUUGCUCGGGAGUAAAUGCUGGUAUCCUCUCCCAAAU